UGCGUGGAGAGUACGCCUGCGCAAGCUGCAGAACCCUAACGGGCGCUUGCUGGACUGCAGGACUCGGUGGCGAUCGUUUCUGCGUGGGGCGGGUAAACAAGGUGGUACGAUAGAAGCUCAUUGAAGAAAUCUGUCGAUGAUUGUACUGUAUAUUGGAAGUAGAACCUGGAGUCAAGAUUUUCCUACUUUAAGCAAUUUUGAUGGCAGAAAGAAGAAGGUCCUACAGUGUGGGGGAAGCCAUGGAGGAACUCAUGGGACCUAGUGGACAAAAAUGGGCCAGUAUGGAUCCAGAAGAACGAAUGUUAGCAGCUGCAACAGCCUUCACCCACAUCUGUGCAGGGCAGGGUGAGGGGGAUGUCAGGAGAGAGGCCCAGUCCACCCAGUACGAUCCCUACAGCAAAGCUUCAGUAACCCCAGGAAGACGACCUGCUCUUCCUGCGCACCUGCAGCACCCACAUGCAAAAAGCAGCGUCACUCCAGACAUGGUCUCGGAGGCAUCCCAGAGGCUCCGGAAGCCAGUGAUGAAGAGAAAGGUGCUGCGAAGGAAGCCGGAUGGGGAAGUACUGGUAACAGAUGAGUCAAUUAUCAGUGAAUCAGAGACUGGUACAGAAAAUGACAUGGAUCUCUGGGACUUAAGACAAAGGUUGAUGAACCUGCACUUCCAGAAAGACAGGGAGUCCUCUGUUGAUGUUCCAGAAAAAUUUAAUCUACCACAUGAAUACCAAGGAAUUUCUCAAGAUCAGCUCAGUUGCUAUCUGCAAAGAGAAGAGAUGGGCCCUCCAGCUUAUGAACAAGAUCUGAUCGUUGCCAGCCGACCCAAGUCCUUUAUUCUCCCGAGGCUGGAUCAGUUAAGCCGAAACCGGGGCAAGGUAGACCGGGUGGCCCGCUAUUUUGAGUACAAACGAGACUGGGACUCCAUUCGGUUACCAGGUGAGGACCACAGGAAGGAAUUACGCUGGGGCGUCCGAGAACAGAUGCUUUGCCAGAGAGCCGAACCCCAACCCAAGCCUCAGCACAUGUAUGUUCCAAACAAUUAUCUCGUACCAACCGAGAAGAAAAGAUCUGCCCUUCGCUGGGGUAUUCGUUGUGACCUUGCAAAUGGUGUCAUGCCCAGGAAGCUUCCCUUUCCUCUUUCUCCUACUUAAGGCUUUUUUUAAAACCUGUGUCUCUGUUCACAUGAUGGUAUAACCUGGUACUGUACAUCUUUCCUUUUAUUUAAGUAGAAACAGUGAAUGUGAAAGCCCAAGAGGAGUCAUAGCAGAGGAAGAAAAAUAGACCUGGUCUUCCUACCUGACAGAUUAGUGAGCAAAAUCAGCUAGCACUGUUUCUGUUCUGUACUGUUUACCUUUGGCCAAUGUGAGUUGCUGUUUUUAUUAGUGUGUUUUUAAAGUUGCUGGGCGUUAAGCUUAUCCAUUAAAGAGUU
Messenger RNA from Artibeus jamaicensis (Jamaican fruit-eating bat), 1423 nucleotides. RefSeq names its product HYLS1 centriolar and ciliogenesis associated (gene HYLS1). The transcript is spliced from 3 exons. NCBI's taxonomy places the organism in Eukaryota, Metazoa, Chordata, Mammalia, Chiroptera, Phyllostomidae. Gene Ontology annotation, cellular component: centriole; non-motile cilium. Bases 201 to 1145 code for a protein of 314 amino acids. The record is from RefSeq and is a predicted model, not a curated record. Gene Ontology annotation, biological process: cilium assembly.